Molecule: messenger RNA, 1023 nt
Organism: Laccaria bicolor S238N-H82
Lineage: Eukaryota; Fungi; Basidiomycota; Agaricomycetes; Agaricales; Hydnangiaceae
Exons: 5
Coding region: 1-1023 (340 amino acids)
Biological process (GO): protein sumoylation; double-strand break repair via homologous recombination
Cellular component (GO): nucleus; Smc5-Smc6 complex
Molecular function (GO): zinc ion binding; SUMO ligase activity
Source: RefSeq, a predicted model, not a curated record
AUGCCAGCGGCUUCAAGCUCGCGUCGAAAACCUCCACGUCGUCAGAACUCUUCGGAUAUCGAAGAAGAUUCUACCCAGCCUAAUGGGAAUGCCUCGGAAAGCGACGACAACGGCCCUCACUCUUCGAAAAGGGCCGUGAAGAAGGAAAAGGUCUCAGCAGGAAAACGACGCGCCGUGACUGCUGAUACUGGACCGUCAAAGGAUGGUGGUGAUGAUGACGAGGACGAGGACGACGACAGAAUUGACGUCGAAAACUUCCAAGACCAACCCCUCCAGAAAUCUGACUUGCAGAAACUGAAGGGAAUUUCAAACGAUUGGAACCUCAUUGACGAGGUUGCUCGGAAUAGUUGGAAGGUCAUUGGGGAUGUCGGCGUCUCCCUGGCUGAAGCGAGUCAAGAUGAUGAAGCCGAAGAGAGCCUCAAGGAAGCUGACAAGAUUAUGAAAGACUUGUUGAAUAUUAGCGCAGAAAUGAAAGCACACUCUCAAGCGAUCAUUGAUAUUCAUCAAUUGGUUGCCCAGGGGGAAAAAAUUGAUAAUGCAGGUCAACGGUAUAAAGACGGUGUCAAACUUCAAUUGGAUGAAUACGCCGGAAAAACGACGCGUCAAAAGUACGCAAAAAGCGCGGAGUACUACUCUUUCAAAUCUGCAAUAUGGGUAAGAUACAAUGUCCCUUGGGUCAUAGUAAAGUCUGACACGGAUGGAGACGUCAGCGACGACGAUGACGACUUGGAAAUUGGCGGUGUGACGCAGACUUUGAAAUGCCCUAUAUCUCUCAGGACCCUUGAGGACCCACUCACUUCGUCUGUGUGCGGACAUUCCUUCUCUGCCGGCGCGAUCAGGGACUACUGCAGCUUGAAAGGCCUCACUGCGCUAACUAAAUGCCCUGCAUCUGGGUGUAACAAGGCAUUCCGGUUCGCGGAUUGCAAACCAGACAAAGACCUGGCCAAAAAGGUCAAGGCAUUCAACCGUCGUGCUGAGAGGGCAGCGGAGGAGGAGAGCGACGCAGAGGAGGUCAUCGAGUGA